AUGCGCAAACCUACUUGUUGUGACGUCCAACAGUUGUAUACUCAUCAUUCAAAUGUGCAAACCUUCCAUGGAAUGUUAGGAAUCCUAGAUUUCCUCCACUGGGAAUGGGGCAGUUGUUCGAUUGCCUAUAAAAGCCAAUACACCCAAGGUGAUCAUAGUUAUCCAACCAUCAUAUUUGAAGUGGUGGCCUCACAGGAUUUGUGGAUAUGGCAUGGCUUCUUUGGUUCUACCGGUUCCCUCAAUGACAUUGAUGUUCUUAACAUGUCUUCGUUACUUGACGACAUGUAUAACGGGACUGCACCAGAUUCUUCCUUUCAAGUGUCUAGAACGCCGUAUAUGAACGGGUAUUAUCUUGUGGACGGGAUCUAUCCGGAGCGUGCUUGUUUUGUGAAGUCACUAUCUGGUCCAAAUGAUCGCAAAAUGUUGAAGUUUAAGAGAGCUCAAGAGAAUGCGGGAAAGGAUGUUGAACGAGUGUUUGGUGCUCUAAAAAAAUGUUGGCAUAUUCUCAAAUAUCUCGCGCCUUAUUUGGAUGAGAAGAAAUGA
Messenger RNA from Lactuca sativa (garden lettuce), 543 nucleotides. RefSeq lists its product as uncharacterized. NCBI's taxonomy places the organism in Eukaryota, Viridiplantae, Streptophyta, Magnoliopsida, Asterales, Asteraceae. The record is from RefSeq and is a predicted model, not a curated record.